Molecule: messenger RNA, 2619 nt
Organism: Sphaeramia orbicularis (orbiculate cardinalfish)
Lineage: Eukaryota; Metazoa; Chordata; Actinopteri; Kurtiformes; Apogonidae
Product: beta-galactosidase-1-like protein 2
Exons: 19
Coding region: 244-2172 (642 amino acids)
Biological process (GO): carbohydrate metabolic process
Molecular function (GO): beta-galactosidase activity
Source: RefSeq, a predicted model, not a curated record
UUACACGCGGACAACUAAUACCAGGGCUGUGUACAUUAACCUCACGAGAUGAUAAACAAACGCAUUUUUAAAAAAAAAAACAUUUAUAACCCGGAAAUGCGGGUUUGAUAGCACUGUGCUAUGUUAACAUGGGCCGGGUCAUGACACGGUUUGUCAAACUGGUUUUUGUUUUUCGACCAACACAUUAGGACGGAGUCUGCGGAUCACAACUGACCUCUAUACGCCUUUUUUAAGUUGUUACCAAUGGAAAGUUGGUCUAUAUUUUCUGUCCGCAUGCCUCUGAAGCAAAGAUACUUCCUUCUGCUGUGUUUUGCUAUCGGUGUGAUCAUUGUUUAUCGCUCUUUAAGGAAGAGUCACGCUGAAGUCAGAAGAAUGAGCCAUGUGGAGGGUCUGAAGGCCAACUCCUCUCAGUUCACCCUAGAGAGGAAGCCUUUCCGCAUCUUGGGAGGCUCCAUUCAUUACUUCCGUGUGCCCAGAGCCUACUGGGAGGACCGGCUUCUGAAGAUGAAAGCCUGUGGCCUCAAUACUCUCACAACGUAUGUGCCAUGGAACCUGCAUGAGCCUGAGCGAGGAGUGUUUAACUUUGAAGAUCAGCUGGAUUUAGAAGCUUAUCUUCGGCUUGCAUCCAGUUUGGGUCUCUGGGUGAUUCUGCGUCCAGGGCCGUACAUUUGUGCUGAGUGGGAUUUAGGUGGAAUACCCAGUUGGCUGCUACGGGAUCAAAAUAUGAAACUGAGAACAACUUAUUCUGGAUUCACAAAUGCAGUCAACUCCUUCUUCGAUCAGCUCAUUAAGAGAGUUGGUCCUCAUCAGUACUCAGAGGGUGGCCCAAUUAUAGCAGUUCAAGUGGAGAAUGAAUACGGCUCCUAUGCUAAAGAUCCAGAAUACAUGCCUUUCAUCAAGGAGGCCUUAUUAUCAAGAGGCAUAACAGAGCUGCUAAUGACCUCAGACAACAAGAAGGGACUAAAACUAGGGGGAGUGAAAGGAGCACUAGAAACUCUGAAUUUUCAGAAGCUGAAUAAAAAAGACAUCCUUUAUCUGGAUGAAGUACAGCCUCACAAGCCCAAGAUGGUGAUGGAGUACUGGUCGGGCUGGUUCGAUCUUUGGGGCAAUCUCCAUCAUGUAUAUACACCUGAGGACAUGUUGCCUGUUGUCAGAGAAAUCCUUCAGCUGGGCAUGUCGAUCAACUUUUACAUGUUUCACGGAGGGACAAAUUUCGGUUUCAUGAAUGGGGCGUUCACCAUUGGCAUACCAUCACCUAAGCCCAUGGUAACAAGCUACGAUUACGAUGCUCCAUUAUCCGAGGCUGGGGAUUACACCACCAAGUACCAUCUUCUGAGGAAUUUAUUCAGCCACUACCACACUGAGCCUCUCCCUGAACUGCCCUCUCUACAUGAGAGAAAAGCAUACCCGCCUGUUGUCGUCCAACAGCACCUGUCCCUCUGGGACAGUUUGCACUUCACUGACAAGCCUUUUAAGUCACAGAAACCAGUCAACAUGGAGAACCUUCCUGCCAACAACUACAACGGUCAGUCAUACGGGUACACUCUGUACGAAACCACCGUCACCAGUGGCGGAAUACUCAGAUCCAAAAACAAUGUCAGAGAUAGAGCUCUGGUUUUUGUCGACAAACAUUUCGUUGGUGUGCUGGAUUAUAAGACAUUGGAGCUUGCUGUACCUGAUGGGAAGGGAAAAAGAACUCUAGGUUUACUGGUGGAGAACUGUGGAAGAGUCAAUUAUGGGGAAACCCUGGAUGAGCAGCGCAAAGGUCUUGUUGGAGAUAUUGAGUUAAACAAGCAGCUCCUCCGAGAGUUCAUUAUUCAUAGUCUGGAUAUGAAGCCAGCCUUUGUAAACAGAUUGGAAGCUUCCGGUCACUGGAUUGCCAUGCGUCAUCGGCCCUCCUUCCCAGCAUUUUUGCAAGCUAAACUCUACUUGAGCCGUUCUCCUAAGGACACCUUCAUAAAACUGCCAGGCUGGAGCAAGGGCGUCAUCUUUGUCAACGGUAAAAAUCUAGGACGCUACUGGUCAAUUGGUCCUCAACAGACUCUGUAUUUGCCAGCGCCGUGGCUCCACAGGGGCGACAACCAGAUCAUAGUGUUUGAAGAGCAUGAAGCAGAUGGUGUGAUCCAGUUCAGCAGCAGCCCUGACUAUGGCAUGAGUGUUGAUGUCCAGUGAAGAGAGGAGGUGAGAGGGAAAGAGGAGGAUUGGAUUACGGGAUCUGAUCUUUGGAGGACUGUAAACAGGGCCCUGACUGGACUAGCAGCACUCAACCAUCCAAUGUAUAAUGCAGUCGGUCUGUCAUCAUUCACGGAGCAUAACUGGAAAACCAUUCAAUAUUUUUUUGCACUGACCUUGAUCCAGUUUUUCAGUUAUGAGUUUGAGUGGUGCCUAUUCCUAUUCAGCAGCCUAUGAACUAAAAGGGGGCGCUCCACUGAACAAUGUUGUUGAAUAAUUCUUGAAUCGUACGUCAGAUAUUGAAAAGCUUUACCUUUAUUUGUUACCUUCGUCAAGAAGGUUAUGUUUUUGCGGUGUUGGUUUGUCUGUCUGUCUGUCCGUGUGCAAGAUAACUCAAAAAGUUAUGGACGGAUUUGGAUGAAAAUUUCGGGAAAUGUUGAUACUGGC